GAUUUUUCUCGUUCGUUUCCAUUGUGAAACUUGUUUUAAUACCAACUGCAGCCAGCCAAUCGUCUAAUUGAUGCCACAGCAAAAUGUUUGGGAAACAAAAGCCGAGAUAUGAGCAGUCAAGUGUCAUAAAUAAGUUUCCGAACAACUCGUCGGCUCAUUAGCGAAGAGUUUGGAACACGGACUGGCCCAGAGAAGUGCCGCCCGAGAUGAGAUGGCAUUGGGAAAAGUGGAAUAGUGAAAAAGUGGAAGAGUGGUGUCCAACUGGAGCGGCCCAAGUGUCCCCGUCGAUUAGGUCGGGGACCCCAUGCCUGGGACCAUAAAACAAAAUCAGUUUGAAAUGAAAACAUAUCCGUGGCUCGUUAGCAUCCGAUCUCAGCAGGGUGGUAGCAGUGACACCAGUCUUUGGCUGCAAACUGGGGGAAAUUUUCAUUUGAAUUUCUCGUUGCAGUGGGACAAACUCGAAAAACGUUUGCACUUUGUGGCCAGGAACCAAAAGAGAUACAUAUUUUAAGAAAAAAAAAACAAAGUAGUCCUAAGUGCUUUGUUUUACUUCAACAAUUUAGACAAAAACAUUUCACACUUUGAAAACAAACAGCAAAUUUAGCAACUCACACACAAAUGCAUAAACUUUAAGCUGCAAAAUGCCUUCGCCAAGAAACGAAGAUAAGAAUUCGAACGAUAUGGGUGGUGGCAGUGAUUCCGAGCGGGAAAAUGAGGAUCUGGCCAUGCUGAAGAUUGUUCUCAGGAAGCUGAGUGUCAACGAUCAGACGUUACUGCAUCGCCAUGUUAGCCAUAUUCCGGAUGCGCUUCAUAUGCUCUGGAGGUUGAAACAUCCACGCCUGAACUUUGAGUUGAUGCAACGGAAACUGCAUGGAUCCGAUCUGGAGUUGUUUCUACAGGAAAUGAUCACGGAUAUUCCCAGCAUUAAAUUCCGCAGUGAGAACUUGCAGGACGAAUUGAACAUCCUGGAACGGGCCAAUAUUGGACGUCUGCUGCACGUGAAAUGCUGCAUCAUUACCUGGGAAAAAUCGCCGAGCAAACAGAAUACCAAAUUCCCUCAUUGGCCAUUUCUCGCACUGCCAAAAUUGAUGAGCAAUCUGACCGAUCUGGAUGUAUACUGCCCAGUGCAGGAUUGCUUUAUUGACCAAUUUGGCAAAUUGGAAGCCCUGAAGAUCGCUCAAGAGAUUUCUAAACCAGCUAUGGAGGCCAUUUACUUGAGUGGCGCACCAUUGAAGUGUUUGAAUCUAUCGGGUUCUCAUACAUAUCCCAUGUGUUGCAUCUCAUACUGCAAACAACUGAGCAACUUAUUUGUAAAUCUAGACACUUUUUUGGCAGGUCAAAAUGAGAUUCUUAAGUUGCCAAAGCUUACUCAGCUGAAAAUCACUGAGAUUCGAGAAAACAAGGACACAACGAAAGCCCUAGCCAAUGUGGUGCACACAAAAGGCAAUGAACUCGUGGGCAUUCAAAUGAAUUGCAUCUUUGAGGAUCAUGUCAAGUGCCUAAGUGAGUUGGCUCUAAAUCGCUGCAUGAAUCUGACGGAACUGCAGUUGUCCAAUUGCAUAUUUGCAUAUCAGGACAUGGCCAAGUUGUGCCUGCCCGUUGCCAUAACUUUGGCUCGGUUCUCCAACUGUCCAGAUCUCACUGAUGAACAGCUCUUGGACUUCAUCAAGGCUAAUGCCCAAAUGGAGGAGCUUCUACUGGAUCAGUGCCCAGAACUGACGGAAGAUCUACUUCAUGGUGUUCUUAAAGUACGCAGCAGUGGCAAUAAACAAGUGCACCUGUUGCUCAGAAUUGCAAAUAGUCCGAAUCUUUGGGAUACAUAUCAACAGAACUUGAAGUAUUGGACACGAAAGGUAUCUAUUCUUAAAAUGGAAAGUUUGGAAAGUUCUGUCUCGGAGGACAUUGUUAUGCACUUUGACCUAGCGAAGGAAAAUGAAAAUUUAUAACGUGCUUUUAAGUGGCGUUCCUAGAACCCUUUAAUAAACGCAACUAUUGACUAAGUCA
Molecule: messenger RNA, 2004 nt
Organism: Drosophila sechellia
Lineage: Eukaryota; Metazoa; Arthropoda; Insecta; Diptera; Drosophilidae
Exons: 2
Coding region: 642-1946 (434 amino acids)
Source: RefSeq, a predicted model, not a curated record